CGCACUGGCGGCGCUGUGGCCGCGGGCGGAAGCGGCGUCCCGGCCCCGCGGGUUCGCGUCCGCCCGCGCCCGGCGGCGGGGCCGGAGCGGGGCCGAGAGGGCAGAGCGGCGGCGGCGCCGCGAGGGACAUGGGCCCGCCGCGGCGGUGAGCAGCGCCGCCCGCCAUGAGCUGCACCAUCGAUAAGAUCCUGACGGACGCGCGGACGCUGCUGGAGCGGCUGAAGGAGCACGACACGGCGGCCGAGUCCCUCAUCGACCAGUCGGCCGUGCUGCACCGGCGCGUGGCCGCCAUGCGGGAGGCGGGCGCGGGCUGCGCCGACCAGGGCCCGGGCCCCGCGGCGGAGCCACCCGACCCGUCCCGGCUGCGGCCGCACGUGGUGCUGGCGCAGGAGAACACGCAGAUCCGCGACCUGCAGCAGGAGAACCGCGAGCUGUGGGUCUCGCUGGAGGAGCACCAGGACGCGCUGGAACUCAUCAUGAGCAAGUACAGGAAGCAGAUGUUACAGCUGCUGGAAGGGAGAAAACGUGAAGAGGCAGAACCAGUCUUGAAGGUCCAUCAGGCUAAUUCUGGGGAAAUUGAAAGUCAAAUAGACAGAAUAUGUGAGAUGGGAGCAGUGAUGAGAAAAGCUGUUCAAGUGGAUGAUGAGCAGUUCUUUAAAGUUCAGGAGAAACUGGCUCAGUUGGAGCAAAAAUGUUGAUUUUGCAGCUUGAGAACAAAGAGCUGCGUGAGCUGCUGUCCAUCAGCAAAGAGUCCUUCGAGGUGGGGAGAGAAGAUCUGCCAGACUGUGAGGACUAGGCCACAAAAACCUCAUCUCCAAGCCUUCAGAGACUGUAAUGAAACUACCUGACAAGGAUUUGUUGUUUCAGGUGUUUCCUUGUAUAUUUGUUUUAUCUUUAAAGUGCGUGGGCUGUUUUCUCUGCAUUUUUCUGAAGUGUUGGUGGCAAAAACUUGCGCCCUUCCCUGUGUUAGUACCUGCAGCACUCGGAUGCUUAACACCGAAGUAUUUGAUGUGUUCUCCCUUGUGAUGGUUCAUUUCCUCUCCCUUUGUUAUUUUUUAUGAGCUUUAGUUAAUAAUUCCAGCUGUGCAGAUGGCUCUGAAAUCCACCUUGUGUGUAGCUAGAGAACACGAUGCAGGUUGUGAUUAUUGUGCUUGACAGAAGGAGCAGGAGAUGAUUGAGAGCCCACAGUGUGAGAGGCAGGGAUUGCUCUGGGCUCUGCAGGGUGAGUGACCCUCAGUGUCUGCCUGGCCUGACUUUGUCACUUGGCCACUGCUGAGGGCAGCUGAGAGAGCAGCAGAGCACUGGAAGGAGUCACUCCUAUGCAGAGCAAACUUUACCUUGUUUCAGGGGUGAAGAUUGAAGUCAGCGACCCUUCCUGCCACACACAUUUUUGAAGGGUUAAUCUUUUUGGAUGGAUAGACCUGUCCCAGCCUUCCCAGUGCUCCCAGUUCUGAGCCAGCCCUGCUCUGUUGGUGUGCUCAGAGGCUGCCAGAGCACGGCACCUGCACAUCAAAGCUCUUUGGCCUCCCACGAGUUUGGGGUUGGGCAGAGGGAGUUCAGGUCUGCCUCAAAACCAAACCAAAGCACCCCAUACACAGAAUUUUAAUGUCACAUCACAGGUGAGCCUGGUGACACGUGUUUCAUAGUUCCUGCAGCUCCUGUAUUGAGUGGAAUUAGAGGUGCAGCGUUGUAGAAGUUUCUCAGUAGGGUGGUAUUUUUAAUGACACUUUUAUAUAAAAGAUUUCUGUCCUUCGUGUGAUCGAAGAAUAAUCUUCCAAGAACGAUAAACAUCUCGUUUCCACUCUGAGCUUAAAUUUUUAAUGCCACUUUUUCCCAAGUGAGACUUUUGAUAGAUGCAGAAGGUGACUCCUUCCUGUGUUUACUGAGACACUGAAGACAUUGGAACAUUUGGAAUACCCAGCAAGACCGGUAGAUACAAGGGAUUUCUGUACAGGAGUGCUCUGGUAUACAAUCCUUUCCUAUUAGGAAUUGUUCAGGAGGGAAUAAAAAAACCCAAUGGGAAAUACUUUCUCAAA
This is a messenger RNA of Prinia subflava (tawny-flanked prinia), 2036 nucleotides long. RefSeq names its product suppressor of IKBKE 1 (gene SIKE1). The coding region runs from base 165 to 698 and encodes 177 amino acids. The record is from RefSeq and is a predicted model, not a curated record. The transcript has 5 exons. Lineage: Eukaryota; Metazoa; Chordata; Aves; Passeriformes; Cisticolidae.